Molecule: messenger RNA, 399 nt
Organism: Linum tenue
Lineage: Eukaryota; Viridiplantae; Streptophyta; Magnoliopsida; Malpighiales; Linaceae
Source: the annotation of a GenBank genome assembly
AUGUUCAACGCACUGACGGACCUUCGACUACUCCGGGUCAGGAACUUCUUCGACCCGGUCCCCUCCCUCCCGCCCAAGAUAUUUGGGUUCGUCGAGGUCGGGAAGGAGAUUUUCAUCGUCAUUGUGUCACCUUACUGUAAAUCACUUCUCGACAACCCACACAACUUGGAGCUCUACAUGCAUGGAGUUGCGGGGUGGAACGGAAUCAUGCCGUUUAAGCUCAUGGUGGAGCGAGACAUCGCGUUGCUGAACAAAGGAGGGGAUCUUCUCCUGGAAAAGCACAAAGUGCCGCCCAAAUGGUGGAACGUGAAGAAUAAGGCAAUGUACCAGCUGGAUGACGGGUCGUGGGAUCUCCGUGACUACAUGCCUCCUCCUCCAAAGGCUGUCGUCCUCAUAUAA